CCUUUUCCGACCCUCUCUGAUUGAAAUCAUUCCACUACGUCAGGUCGUCCGGUCCGCUCGGAGAAGAUGUCUGCGACGGGUUCAGGCGGACCAGGACCCGGACCAGGACCCGCCUCGGGCUCCGGGUCCGGGGCCUCCAACCCCCGAAAGUUCAGCGAGAAGAUCGCCUUGCACACCCAGAGGCAGGCCGAGGAGACGGCCGCCUUCCAGGAGGUUAUGAUGGACAUCACUUCGACCAGGAACCUGUCGUUGUCCCGGCAGCUGCAGGCCCAGAAGUUACGCCUGGCCCGGAACCAGGGGCCGUACUACGGUGGUUCCUUACCCAACGUCAACCAGAUCGGCCGCAACCCGCAGGACUUCCAGGGCUCGUUCCAGUCCGGCCUGGAGUCCAGCCGCUCCACCCGCCACCACGGCCUGGUGGAGCGGGUCCAGAGGGACCGCCGCUUCGUCUCGCCGGUCCGACCGUAUCGGAACCGCCAAGUGGAAAACUCUCUGUACAGCACCGCCUACCUGUCCCCGCCCCCCGACGCCAGCUGGAGAAGGAACUGGUCUGGAAACUUCCCUGGAGAUAAAAGCCAGUUGUUCCGUCUUCCCACCACAGCGCUCAACAGGACCAAUUCUGACUCCGCCCUCCACACCAGCGUCAUGAACCCCCCCAUGGGAGACUUCAGCAUGGCAGGACCCGCCCUGACCCCCCAGGGAGCCGGACGCAGCGGGCCGAGCGACACAGAGAACAGGAGAAUGUUCCCCUAUCCGGUUCCUCCCAUUGAGGAAAAUGUUUUGGACGAAGACAAACUGCUCAAAGCCUGGGACGCCAAGAAGCUGUCUCUGCCGUCGUCUCGACCAAAGUCCUGUGAGGUUCCAGGCAUCAACAUCUUCACGUCCCCGGAGCAGCCGUCCACGCCGGUCCAAGGCGUCCCUCAGGUCCCCAACACCGGCGGCUCGCUGCCCGACCUGUCCAGCCUCCACUUCCCGUCGCCGCUGCCCACGCCGCUGGACCAGGACGAGCCCGGUUACCCAGCAUCCUCUGCUCUGAGCGGGGGCAGCAGCACUGGAAACCUGGCCUCCACCCUCACCCAGAUGGGGAUCAACACCGCCGGAGGAAACGGCAGCUACCACCAGCCAGCACCAGGUCUCCUGGCGUCUCUACAGAGCACGCUCAGUAACCCCAACCUGCAGUCGUCGCUAAGCAACCCCAACAUCCAGUCGUCCCUCAGCAGCCACUCCUUCUCCAACUCUCUGAGCUCCGCCUCCCUCCACUCGUCGCUAAGCAACCCGUCUCUGCAGUCGUCGCUCAGCUCCUCUCCCUCCCUGCCGUCCUCCCUCAGCAGCCAAUCGCUGCACUCGUCCCUCAGUAACUCCUCCCUCCAGUCCGGCGGCUACGGCGGUGGAGGGGGCGUGGCCGGAUCUGGCUCCUCCCCCUACUCGGCGAUGCUGACCGGGCAGGGCCAGGUGUCCCUCAGCACGUCGCCGCGGAGACGGGCCCAGCUGUCGCCGCUCAUCCUGCCGAUGGCGGGGGAGUCAUGGAGGAUCCACCCCAAACAGUUCUCCCCCACCAUGUCCCCCACCCUGUCCUCCAUCUCCCAGGGCGUCCCGUUGGACACCAGCCGGCUGCCGGCGGACCAGCGCCUCCCUCCGUACCCGCUCAGCCAGCCGGGCCAGCAGAACCCGUCUCUGGGUCAGAACCAGCAGAUGCUCCGCCUCCAGCAGCCCAGAACCAAUCAGCAGCAGCUGCACCUGCAAAACCUCCGGAACCAGCACCUGCAGCAGUUUGGACCGUCGCAGAGGCCCAUGGGACCGCAGCAGAACCCGCCCGUCAAGUCAGAGAGCGCUUUGGACCCGUGCAGCCAGACGUCCUCCCAGUACCGGUCCAAACCGGACCAGAACCAGCAGGCAGAGCAGCAGCACAUCAACCUGAACACAGACUUCUACAACGACGCACUGUUCAGUUCGCUGCUGGACGAUCCGUACCUCAGCCUGCAGCUGUCCGGAAAAUCACACCAGUUCCCGGCUGAGAGUCCGGUUGACGGCCUGAACCACAGCGGACCGGGUCAGAACCAGUUCCCGUCCAACAGCCAGGGGGCGCUGGAGCUGCAGCAGCCCGGCGACCCGCAGCGGCUCAACCACCAGAACCAGAACCGGAACUACAGCGGUGGAGACGGCCGCCAGAACGUCCCCAACAUCAUCCUCACAGGAGACUCUCCCCCCGGUCUGUCCAAGGAGAUCACCAGCGCUCUGUCCCACGUCCCCGGCUUCGAGAUGGACGCCUUCUCUCUGGACGAGCCGCUGCGCAUCGACCCGCUGGCGCUGGACCUGCUGGAGGGCGAGCUGAUGCUGGCCGACCCGGCCGUGGAGGACUCCUUCCGCUCCGACCGCCUCAAAUAACCGGGCCGCACCGGGUCCAGACGCUCAUCCCUCCACGUGGAGGGUUAGACUGAAGACCUGAGGUCAGAGGUCACGAUAGAUUUAUUUUACCUGGAAACUCUCUGGGUUCUGGUUCUGGUCCAUCUGGGCCCAAGAUGCAGAAAAGGAAAUGUAAAAAAAAAAAAAAACCAGCUGCGCUGUGAGGAUCUUUGUUACACGGAAGCAGAACCAGGACCAGGACCAGAACCGGUACUGCUCUGUCAGAUGCGCAGUGGGUCAGUGAGUCACUCAGAGAACCACUUCAGACCCGAUCCGGUCCGCCUGCAGAACCUUUCCUACUUCGUUACUCCAGAGGAGAUCCUGAACCUGGUAAAACCAGGAAGCAGAACCGGAACCACCCGGUCCAUAUGUCUGUGGUUCUGGACCCACUGGACCCAGAUUUUCUGAAGCAGACCUUGAAUGCACCACAGUUCCACUGAAGCCGCCAAAGUCCAAAGAAAAGCCCAGAACACUCGGUCCACCUGGACGGGAAGACCGGAUCAGAACCAGUUCACUCAGGGGGAUCUGGUCCUGAAAAAUAUCAGCCCAGUUCAUGUAAUCAGAAUCUCUGUGGUCCUCUAGAACCCAGCAGGUCCAAAGCUGCAUGACCCGGGAGAACAAACGCCUCCGGAACCGGACCGGGUCUGGACUGGAACGGGUCUGGACCGGACCGGGUCGGAACCGGACCGGGUCUGGACUGGACCGGGUCGGAACUGGACCGUGUCUGCUGCCUCCAGCAGCCCCUCCUCUCUGAUCUGGGUCUGGGUCCAACCAGAACCAGAAAAGCCCUGAAAUGAUUUUUACAGAAAGAUGAAAAAUAGAUUUUUGCACUUUGAAGGACAAAAGUAAAAAUAUUUUAAAUGUUUAUAUUUUAAUUUUUGCCCGAAGUCAAGAUGUCUCCUGAUUGGUGGGAUGAGCCCUUUAGCCCCGCCCACUCACUGUGAUGGACAGCGCUUAGCCACGCCCCCUGCCUGCUGCUGCGUCCGUUUUUCAGCCAUAUUUUUUCUGUAACAUGUAAAUAAGUUUGUAUUUUAUUAAGAUUUGAAAUGUGUACAAAGUUUCUAAUAUGAGAGUCUAAUAAACUCUGCAGUCGUGUUCUUCUGUCCAA
Molecule: messenger RNA, 3511 nt
Organism: Poecilia latipinna (sailfin molly)
Lineage: Eukaryota; Metazoa; Chordata; Actinopteri; Cyprinodontiformes; Poeciliidae
Product: CREB-regulated transcription coactivator 2
Exons: 16
Coding region: 67-2385 (772 amino acids)
Biological process (GO): positive regulation of transcription by RNA polymerase II; protein homotetramerization
Cellular component (GO): cytoplasm; nucleus
Molecular function (GO): cAMP response element binding protein binding
Source: RefSeq, a predicted model, not a curated record